This is a messenger RNA of Odobenus rosmarus divergens (Pacific walrus), 713 nucleotides long. RefSeq lists its product as uncharacterized. Gene Ontology annotation, cellular component: extracellular region. The transcript is spliced from 4 exons. NCBI's taxonomy places the organism in Eukaryota, Metazoa, Chordata, Mammalia, Carnivora, Odobenidae. Gene Ontology annotation, biological process: neutrophil chemotaxis; antimicrobial humoral immune response mediated by antimicrobial peptide; cellular response to lipopolysaccharide. Bases 1 to 693 code for a protein of 230 amino acids. Gene Ontology annotation, molecular function: chemokine activity; CXCR chemokine receptor binding. The record is from RefSeq and is a predicted model, not a curated record.
AUGGUCCAUACUGAUCUCUUGACCUUUCCUGUGUGGGAUUCUGUUGCAUGCCCUCCACCCACUCCUCAGUAUCUUCUCCACGCUCCACUCCUGGAUGCCCUGUGUCCUCCUGAGAGCAUCACUGCUCCGGCCGGCACGGCAGCCUGCCUUAAACUGGCACUGGCUCGGGAAAGGCGGCCUGGAAACUCUCUUUCUUCACCUCAUUUCUGGGCCCAGCCCAGCAGAGAAACAUCGAGGCACCGAGUUUUUACAGAAGGAAUGCCUUCGGACCCUGGGGAUAAAACGGGCCUGGAGAGUCUUGGGAGCCACUGGCCCGCAAAGCCCCAGCUCCGACUGCCCUUGCACUCUCGGCCUCUGCGGCACCUGCUGGACAUGAGCGUCGGAGCGCGUUCCCGCGCCCCCAGCCCCUGGCGGGGCGCACGGCGGCUGCUCCUGGGGCUGCUGCUCCUGCCAGCUGGGGUCGCCCUCCGCACAGUGGACCUGGAAGGAGGAGAUGAGUACCUGCGCUGCGUGUGUAUGAAGACCACCUCCCUAGUCCGUCCCAGGCACAUCAGCAACCUGGAAGUGAUUGGAGUCUCAGACCACUGCCCCACCCCCCAGAUGAUAGCUUCGCUGAAGGAUGGGAGGAAAAUAUGCCUGGACCCGAAUGCCCCCCUGUACGAGAAAAUAAUCAGGAAGCUUUUGAAGAGCUAGCUACUUAGCUGCCUAACUCU